GAUUAAAUCUUAUAUCGCAUUACUUUACAUUAGUAGUUCGACCUUCACCGGCUUGGUUUCGGAAAAUGUUCAGAUUGUACAAUUUAAAUCUGUUGAUACAUUUAGAUUUUCGAAAAUUAAAUCUUACGCGAGUAUAUUUUCCGACAAAUAUUUUUAAAUUACAAACAAUUAAAUCGAAAAUAAGCCGCCGAUAUUACUCUUGUAACACAAUGAGUGACGAUAUAUCUUUGUAUACUUUACCGAAUAAUCAGCCUGUAGUUUCGUUAGAAUGUGAAACUGCUUUUAAGUCAUUAACUUUAAAGGAAAAAUUGUACGCACACUAUUUAAGCCAGGCUGCAUGGAAUGGUGGUCUUAUCGUACAAUUACAAACUUCACAAGAAUCUCCAUUAAUUUUUGCUCUUUUACAUAAAAUUUUUCUUUCCGAGUCUAUAAGCGAUUUAAAAAAAACUGUACUAGAGACAGGCAUUUCUGAAAAUGAAUUUACUGCUUUCUUGGUCUAUGUAUGUGGAAUAUUAUCAAAUAGUGGUAAUUAUAAGUCUUUUGGUGACAGUAAAAUAAUACCAAAUUUACCUAAAAAUAAAUUUGAAAUAAUUGUAAAAGCUUCAAAAGCUUUUAAAGAAAAUUCUUUAGAAAUACAAAGUCUCUGGGACAAUAUUCACGAUGUGAUGUAUUCUUUAGAAAAUAGGUUAAAAACAUUAGGAUUGAGUGACAAAGGUGUAACCACUUAUUUCUCUGCUAAUUGUACACAUGAAGAUGCAGAAUUAGUUAAUAGAUUUAUGCAAUCUAAAGGAUUGGAGUCCUAUAAUGCAAGAUGUUUUAAAAGUGUAAUAUCAUCCAAUAAUUCUGAAAAUAAUAAAAAUACAAAUCUAUAUGAGAUAAGAUUAGCCUCUGAAUUGAAAGAAGAUGAUCCAAAGAUAACUUUAGCACAGGAAAUCUUUGAGGGAGUCACAUUCAAUAUUACAAGAGGAGAUUAUAAUACAAUUUUAAAAUUAGUUAAUGAAAACCUUGAAAAAGCUAAGGAGUACGCAGCAAAUGAGACAGAACAAAAAAUGCUGGAGAAAUACAUAGAUCAUUUUAAAACAGGUUCAUUACAAGAUCAUAAAAAUGGUUCUCGUUACUGGAUCAAAGACAAAAGUCCAGCCGUUGAAACGUAUAUUGGUUUUAUAGAAACAUAUAGAGAUCCAGCAGGACAAAGAGCAGAAUUUGAAGGUUUCGUAGCUAUGGUUAAUAGAGAAAUGUCUCAAAAGUUUACUAACUUAGUCAAUAAAGCAGAAGAGCUUCUUCCUAAGCUUCCUUGGAGUAGAGAUUUUGAAAAAGAUGAAUUCCUAAGACCUGAUUUUACUUCAUUAGAUGUUUUAACAUUCUCAAGUUCAGGUAUUCCAGCAGGAAUAAAUAUCCCAAAUUAUGAUGAGAUUAGGCAGUCUGAAGGAUUUAAGAAUGUUUCCUUAGGAAAUGUUAUACCAGCUAAUAUGAAGCAAGAUGUAUUACCAUUUUUAUCAGAUGAAGAUAUAGCCUUAAUGAACAAGUACAGAAUUGCUAGUUUUGAAGUACAAGUUGGGUUACAUGAACUUCUUGGUCAUGGCAGUGGUAAACUAUUAAAGGAGCUUGGACCAAAUAUUUUCAAUUUUGAUACUAAAACAGUAAAAAAUCCUUUAACAGGACAAUUAGUAGAUAAGUACUUCACAAUUGGGGAAACAUAUGAUUCUAAAUUUGGUGCAUUAGGAUCGUCAUAUGAAGAAUGUCGAGCAGAAGCAGUUGGACUUUAUUUGAGUUUAGAAAAAGAUGUUAUACGUAUUUUUGGUUAUACAGAUGAAAUUAUUGAUGAUAUUAUUUAUGUUAACUGGUUGUCAUUGCUAUGGAAUGGCUGUGCUAAAGCUUUAGAAAUGUAUGAACCUUCUACUAAACAGUGGUUACAAGCACACUCUCAAGCAAGAUAUGUUUUACUUAGAGUUUGUCUUGAAGCAGAGGAAAAUUUUAUUACUAUUACUGAAACUGAGCCAGGAAAAAAUUUAAAAAUGUCUUUAGAUAAGUCUAAAAUUGGAACUAUUGGAAGAAAGGUAAUUGGAGAGUUUUUAAAGAAACUUCAAAUUUAUAAAAGUACAGCUGAUAUAGAAGCUGCAAAAACAAUGUAUGAAAAAUAUAGUGAAGUACCUGAUUCUGGCCCAUAUCCAUGGGCACGUUGGAGGGAAAUAGUUUUGGCCAAUAAACAACCCAGAAAAAUAUUUGUUCAACCAAAUACAUUCAUCUUAAAUGAAAAUAAUACAAUUAAUGUGAUGUUAAAGAACUAUGAACCAUCUUUCUCUGGAUUGAUUCAAUCUUGGAUAGAAAGAUUUCCUACUGCCAAUGUUUCAGAAUUACUUAUCCAACUCUGGGAAAAGGAUAAGAAUUACUUUACAUCAGAAAAUACUAAUUAGUGAAAAAAUUAAACAAAGCUAUAAGAAUAUA
Messenger RNA from Vespa mandarinia (Asian giant hornet), 2445 nucleotides. RefSeq names its product dipeptidyl peptidase 3 (gene DppIII). Lineage: Eukaryota; Metazoa; Arthropoda; Insecta; Hymenoptera; Vespidae. Gene Ontology annotation, biological process: proteolysis. Gene Ontology annotation, cellular component: cytoplasm. The record is from RefSeq and is a predicted model, not a curated record. Gene Ontology annotation, molecular function: metalloexopeptidase activity; dipeptidyl-peptidase activity.